This is a messenger RNA of Aethina tumida (small hive beetle), 596 nucleotides long. RefSeq lists its product as uncharacterized. Bases 65 to 577 code for a protein of 170 amino acids. NCBI's taxonomy places the organism in Eukaryota, Metazoa, Arthropoda, Insecta, Coleoptera, Nitidulidae. The transcript has 3 exons. The record is from RefSeq and is a predicted model, not a curated record.
UUCUGUUUAUUGUUAUAGGUUUUGUUGUUAUAUACUAGAGUUAUUGUAGGUUAACGGUGCAAAAAUGCGUAACGUCGAAAUUAAAGCUAGAGUAAAGAAUAUUUCAAAAAUAAUAAAUAUAGCCAGAACCCUAAGUGGCAAACAAGAACAAAUAAUAAAACAACAUGAUACAUUUUACAACUGUAAUCAUGGCAGACUAAAACUAAGAAAAUUUGAAUCUGGUGAAGGGGAGUUAAUUUUUUACGAUCGUCCAGAUUCGGAGGGUCCCAAACUUUCUUGCUAUGACAAAUCCGACAUUCCAGCCAGUACAACAGAGUCUCUUCAUUUAGUCUUGGACAGCGCUCUGGGUUCCAAAGGAGUCGUCAAGAAAACCCGGCUACUUUUCAUGGUGGGCCAAACUAGAGUUCACAUUGAUUCAGUUGAAAAUCUUGGCGACUUCAUGGAACUUGAGGUUAUGCUAAAUCCGGGACAAUCUGUUGAAGAAGGUGAAAAAAUCGCCAACGAUUUAAGGGAAAAACUUGGUGUGGAAAAGGAAGAUCUUUUAUCUGGAGCUUAUACUGAUAUGUUAGCUAAAUAAAACAAAAUUGAUUAUACAA